Molecule: messenger RNA, 1702 nt
Organism: Ananas comosus (pineapple)
Lineage: Eukaryota; Viridiplantae; Streptophyta; Magnoliopsida; Poales; Bromeliaceae
Product: 22.3 kDa class VI heat shock protein-like
Exons: 2
Coding region: 75-716 (213 amino acids)
Source: RefSeq, a predicted model, not a curated record
UAUCUUCACCACACUCCUUUAUAUAAACCGAGAAACUAAAGAGUGCACCUCUCUCCCACAUAGAUGCUCAACAAAUGCCGCGGCGAACGGCGAUCGACGUCCGACAGCCGUCCGAUCAGACCAGCAACCGUCAGAAAUGGCGCGUGUCGCUGACAGAAGACGCGUUCGAGUCGUUCAUGGCUCGGUGCGGGGACGCCGGGCGAGAGGUGUUCGGAGAGGGCUCGCUGUUCAGCCCGAUGCUCUUCGGGAAGUUCUUCGAUCCGUCCGACGCCUUCCCGCUGUGGGAGUUCGAUUCCGACGAUUUGCUCUCCGCGCUCCGGUGCAGCUCCAAGACGAGUGUCGAUUGGGCCGAGUCGAGUUCCGAGUUCAUCCUGAGAGCUCAUGUACCAGGUGGGAGGAAAUGCGAGGUGGAGAUAUGUGGUGAAAAGCCUAAGGUAAUGGAGAUAAGUGGGCAGUGGGGGCCGGCGGUCCGCGAACCGGGCCCGAGGGAUUGGCGGUCCGGGCGGUGGUGGGAGCGCGGGUUCGUCCGGCGGAUCGAGCUGCCGGAAAAUGCAAAUUGGAGGAGGGCAGAGGCAUACAUCACUGAAGAUGAGGAAGAAAGCCUUCUCGAGAUCAAAAUUCCAAAGAAUAAUAAUAAUUUUGAUAGCAACACCCACCACACAAGUAGUGGUGGAGGUGGUGGUGGUGGUGGAGGAGGAGGAGAGGGGAAAGAAUAAGAAUAUUUUUGUGUGUGUGACGAUAUUAAUUCGAGCACUUAAUUUGAUAUAUAAAUAUAUUUGUAGAGAAGAAAUAUAUUUGAAAAAAGAAAAGAAAAGCAAACAUAUGUAAAGCAAGAUAAUUCAUAUUACUCUUAAUUAUUGCGUACCAUACACAGUAAUUUUUAUGCACUAAACUAUUUGGUUCUACUGUUCAUUCGAAAACAAACACAAUCUCCGUCGCUAAUUCGAUCGACCAUCAGAUCACCACGAGUGAGUGUGUAAAUAAUUUAAGUUUUGGAUUAAACAAUCAGAUUCAUGAUGUGCAAACUUUUCCUGCUGCCUCCAUAUUUGCAGAAGAUUUUGCACCCCUAUGGGGGGAAUAGUUGCAAAGUGUAAUUUUGGAAUGGUAUAAUCAAGAAAACGAGCUAUUUUACAGAAUAAAAUAUAAAUACGUAUUUUGGUGGAUCGUUUGGAUGAAAAAAAAUAAUAUGAUCUUCCAAGUGAAACUCUCCAACGCUAUCCGAUUAUUGGAAUAUGUCAAACUCCUUAUGGACACUUGGAAUGAGCUUUUUUGAUAUCUUUGUUAAACGUUUGCUUUUAUUUUUUUUACUCUUCUAUCGCUUUUCUAGUUUAUUUUUUUAUUUUUCCAACUUUUUCCUUUUAUAUUUUAUUUUUAUGAGGCUCUAACUGAUUUUAUCUUGUAUGUUUAGUUCAUUUUGACUAAUAAAAUAAAGUGAAUAGCUUGCACCUUUUUCUAAAGAAAAAAAUUAUAAAUAUGUAUUUUGUGGAGGGUAAACAUGCAAAAAAAAAUUCACACGCGGGAGUCGGCCGAGCCCAACCAACACUUAAACGCCACUCGCUCCUCGAGUCCUCGUCGAGCUCUCAAAUCCCUAAACCCCCAAAACUCUCUCUUUCUCUCUCUCACUCUCUCUCUCUCCCUCCUCCUCCUCGUCCGCCGCCGAAGAAGAGGAAGAAGACGAAGAAGCCGACGAAGAAGAAGAAGA